AACUGCAUCAUGGGAGAUUAUUUGACCAAACCGGUUACCAACAGCUUGAUGACCUACAAUUCGUGAAGAAAUUCGAGAAAAUAACUGGUUAAUUAACUAUUAGUCUUUAUUAACAUUUGCAAGCAGUUGAAUCAUUGUUCCAGCCAUGAAACACAAGGAGUCACAGUUACAAAAAGAGGAACAAAAGGAAGAAAUAGAUAAGGAAACCACUGAACCACCCUUACAAAGUUCACAGAAACUACAGCCUGGAGAGGUGCUUUCAAGUGAUUUAACCGGUGAAUCAAGAAUAAUUAGUGUGGAGGAUGGUGAUGAUGAUGAUGUUGAUGAAGAAGAUGAUGAACAGCUACCAAGAAACAAUGAACCCAAUGGAGAGCAGGACGAAGAUGAAGAAGAAGAUGAUGAUGAGGUGGAGAUAAUUGAACAGAAACAUAGAAAUGACCAGAGCCUGACAUCUGAUGUGCCUGAUGUCAUGCAGUUGCCUGGUUUUGUUCAUGAAGAUCAAACUUUAAAAGGUGAUGUGGAUCAAGAUGAUGAAGAUGUAGAAAUUACAGCUAAAGUUAAAGGCAAAAGACCUAUUAGAUCUCCGGAAAAACUAGCUGCGGUGCGUAAAGAUGCAGAAAUGUCUUUUGGUUUUGAUGAUGAGCCAGACACAGAUUCUAAGGGUGAGAAAGAAAGCAGUCACUCGAGUCGCCGUGGUGGAAAAAGUCCAAGAGAUGGUGGAGAUGCUGCUGAAUCGACACCAGAGCCACCUAAACGUAAAGGCCGCCCACCCAAAUCUAAGGAUGUAGAAAUAAUUUCUGACGAAAUACCUAGAAAAAAUAAAGUUAAUCAAAAAGACAAUCUCAAAGAAGAAGGGCAAACUGAACAAAAUAAAAGUGCUUCAAAAAAUACAAAGGUAGAUGAUGAUGAAGCAGAUGAUGAUGAUGGAGAUAAUGAAGAAGAAAAGAUUUCUUCUAGAAGAAGAGCUAAGCCACCGAAAAGAUAUGGGGAUGAAUCACCAGUACCUAGUAAACCUGAAAAGUCAAAGACCCCUGGUAAGAGUAAAAGUAAAUCUGAUGAUGAAAGUGAUGCAGUGACACCAAAAAUGGCAAAGAAAAAUGAGGAGACUCCUGUACACACUGGAAAAAGGGGUAGACCCAAAAAACACCAUGAUUCAGAUCCAGAGCCACCUAGGAAAAGGGGUAGACCAAGAAAAGUUGAAACAGAAGAUGAUGAUGAAGAGAAGACAAAAAGGCAGACCCCAAAAUUAUCUGCAACAGCUCAGCCCCGUAAGACUCCUACUCUAAAAGACGAUGGUUCUGAAAGCCCUAAGAAAAAAUUGGGUAAAGGUAGAGAUGAUGAUGAUAAAGAUGAAGAACCAGUUGUAACACCUCGUAGAGGACGUCCUCCCAAGAAUUCAAAAUUAACUGAUUCAGCUAAAAAUCAGACAACUACUAAAAAACCUAUCCAUAUAGAAGAAAUAGAUGAUGAUGAGGAGGAAGAAGAGGAAAUAGAAGACGAGGAUGAGGAGGAAGAAGAUGAAGAUUUAGAAGAUUUAGAGGAUGAUGAGGAUUACUCUCCCAACAAAGGUGGAAGAAAAGGUAGACCUAGCAUGUCUCCCAGAUCUGGACGUAAGCGGCCAAGAUCACAAUCUGAGAUUGUUGUUGUACCAUUGACAAUGAGUAAAGUAAAACAAGAGCCAGUCUACGAAGAUGAUAUAGUAGAAGUUAAACAUAUAGUUUCUUCUCCACAUACUCCAGGUGAUCAAUACAUUGCUAAUUUGGAUGACAGUCAGGUGGAAGAGGAAGAGGUAGGAGGGACUGAUACAUCAAUGGCAGACAACUGUAUGUCUACCCAGACACCACAGUUUGAUGAAUUUGUUGAAGUUGAGACUAUCUUUGAAACAGCUACACGAAGAUCAGUGCAGACUCAAACAGACCCUCGCCUCAAAAGGAAAAAGUUUGGGCCACUAAACCAUGACGCAGGUAUAGAUGCCAUGGACUUUGAUGAAUAUGAUGAGGAUGAUAUAUAUAAUCGUAGAAGAUUAAAACUUGAGGAACACUAUGGUCUUUUUGAGGAUGGAGAGCCUAGAAGGAAAUCUAUUCGUCGCAAUACUGAAGAAGCUCUUAAAUGUCCCUUCUGUGAGAAAGCCUUUAUUGGCUUGGUUAAACAUAUUAAAGGAAAACAUAGAGAUGAGCACAACUAUGAGGAGGAAAUGAGAAAUGCAAAAUGGAGGGAAAGAAUUAUGAAGGUAUCAACAAUUGGUUUAGAUGAAUCAGGAGAAACUUGUACAGAAUGUGGCAAAGUUACCAAAAACAUGAAAAGACACAUGGAACUGCAUCAACAAAACCGCAUGCAAAUACCUUGUCCUAUCUGUUCCAAGGUUGUCUUAAAAACUGGAAUGAGUUCUCAUAUGAGAACAGUUCAUUCUGGACGUAAACCAUACAAGUGUCCACACUGUGACUAUGCUUCUGCUUUUAGAGGAAAUCUCAAUACACAUAUCAAGGGUAUGCAUCUUCACACCCGUCAGUACCUCUGCAAUACUUGUAAAGCUGCUUUUAAAACACUUGGAGCCCUUAUUGGCCACACUAAGCGGGUGCAUGAGAAUUGGAAAUCUCCCAAUCAGAAGAUCUUUAUCUGCUCAGUAUGUGAGAAAAGAUUUACCAAAAAAUACCAUGUGGAUCGCCAUAUGCUGAUUCAUACUGGAGAAAAGCCGCACAAAUGUACGGAUUGUGGAAGAUGCUUUAAUAACAAAUCUAACCUUAUGUCUCAUAUACAGUUGGUCCACAAAAAACUUUCACCUUACAUGUGUGACAUGUGUCAUGAAACUUUCAAGCGCAAGAAACUACUUUUGGAGCAUAUCGGUAAAAUUCAUGUGUCUCAUGGAGAAUCAGCUAAGGCUAUGCAGGCAUACAUUCGUAAGAUUGAAGAAGCUGGAGAUGACGAUGAUGAUGAUUUGGGACAUGCUAUUACCAUAGCCCCAGCAGGCUCCUCACACCAUGAUGGGGAUGAUGGGACUACUACUGUUUAUGCUCAGGUGUCAGAUGGCACUUACCAAGCAAUGGUUGGUGAUGCUUCUCAAGUUCUUCAAGGUCAGACCUAUACAACUCUUCAGACUGACGGUGGAGAGGAGACCAUUAUUAUUGUCCAAGCAGCUGAUCCAAAUGAAGUUACACAUGCAAUAGUUGAACAGGAUGGCCCAGUCCAGUUUGCCAUGCAGCCUGGUGAUGAUUCACACAACUCUGAUGGCAAUACAAGCUUCAUCACUAUGUAAAAGCUUGAGACAAUUCCAGAUGUGUAAAAAUGUGGGUCCAUCAACAGUAGAUUUUGACCAUAUGAAUCAUUCUGUAGCAUAUACAAACAAUUGUAAUUUUUUUUAAAAACAAAUAUUUGCUUCUCUGUUCUCCAGUAAAGUAAAAAAGUAUGCAUGGUUUAAAUUGUUUUAAAAAACAUGAUGAAUGCUCAAGCUAAAGUAAUUGCAUCACAUCAAUUUGUUGAUAUCAGCAUGAUUGAUUGCAAUUUAUCUUUUCAAUUAUUGUCACUUUUUUCUAUAAAAAAAAGUAACAUUCAUCAGCACAUUACUUCUGUGUUACUGGUGCCGUUUUUUUUUUUUGGGUUUAUAUUGGUAAGGUUAUUUUACUUGUGUGUAUAUAUGCAUAUAUAUAUAUGUAAAUAAAACAUACAGUGGGGCUCCUUAUUGUUUGUGUGAUGAAUUGGCUUCUGCUGGAAAAUUGUUUAACAAGUGUUCAAGGAUUAGGUUCUAAAAUUGUAAAAUAUAUGGCAUAAUAUUGGACAUUGCCUUAAAUAAUGACAGGAUGACAUGGAACCCCAGUGUGUGUAUGAAUAUUUAUAUACAUAUAUACUUAAUAUUUUAGCUCAGUGACUUUUUAAAAAAAGGUAAUAUUGCUCCUGUCUAUGUAAGCUUACAAAUUUUCAUAUAUUAAAAAAAUGAACUUUAAUUUAUUUUUCUAGCAAAUACAAAAGCAAACAAUGUAUAACUUGUUGCUAGUCUUCAAAAUAGUGUAUUGCAUUCAUAAGUUGAAUAUUUUUCAUCUACCAUGAGUGCAAUAUGAGCUAGAUGAUCUAUGUAACAUCUAUUUAUACAUUUGACAUUUUUAUCUCAUUUGAUUAUUUUGUUACAGUUUUCACAGUUUUGUAUUGUUUCACUGCUGUAAAUGGAUUACUUGUUCAAUAUUGGCAGUUUUUAAUUGAAAUGGGUUCAAAACAAUGUAAAAAAAUUGUAUUCAUUACAACUACUUGAUGAUGAAUUCCACAUUUCAUACUUCUUCAUAUUCUUCAUACGUUUUUUACUUAGUUGUAUCUAAUUAUAAGGUGAUUAACAAAAAUGUACAUCCUUUUUAAAAAAAAAUUGUUUUUAAUGACACUUUGUUGAUGUACAUGUUAUAUGCUUUUUUAAAAAAAAUUGUGCUUUGUUAUAUUACUUUUUCUAGUUUUAUUAAUUUUUUUCAAAGUUUAAAUAAAUGAGCAAUUGUUACAUUUUCUUUUUUAAAUUAUUCUAAUAAACUAUGUGUACUAAAUAUUGAUUAGGGAAGUCAAGUUUAGUGAAAACAACAAUCAUAAAUCAUCCUUGACAUUCCUAAGCUAAUUGUUAUCCAUAAUCUUCUUUGAUCCACUGAUUUUAAACUAUGGACUUCACUUUCUUUUUGUAUUCAAUGAACUUGUUGAUAAAAUUUUGAUGUUUUUAAAUCAGAUUUCUUUUGCUUAGUUUUUGAAUGUAUCUCCUGAUGUUUAUUUAAUAGUUGUAAAAUGUGUUCUUUGUAUUGUUUGAUUCCCUGGAUUGCUUGCUACUCAAAGUGAAUCAAAGUUUUUGGUAUGGAAGGUCAGACUUUGUAUUUGAUCCUGUGUUGUCUCUGGAGGUACUGCACGCCAAGUCUGCAGUUUCACCUGUAGGGGAUAUCUAUCAGUGUUAUCUCUUUAUUGUUACCUGUAGUAUUAUAAAGCUGAUGUUACCAUUAUUACCAUGGAGUGAGAUGACAUGUAACUGGCUGGCAGGAGUGAAAAUGUUUUUUUUUUUUUCAUCUUUUCAUUUUUUUAUGAGUUGAAGAAAUAGUGUCUGAUUAAACUGUGAAUUAAAAGUUAUUUCAGUGUU
Messenger RNA from Physella acuta, 5089 nucleotides. Its product is annotated as AT-rich interactive domain-containing protein 4B. The record is from RefSeq and is a predicted model, not a curated record. NCBI's taxonomy places the organism in Eukaryota, Metazoa, Mollusca, Gastropoda, Physidae. Gene Ontology annotation, molecular function: RNA polymerase II transcription regulatory region sequence-specific DNA binding; DNA-binding transcription factor activity, RNA polymerase II-specific. Gene Ontology annotation, biological process: regulation of transcription by RNA polymerase II. Gene Ontology annotation, cellular component: nucleus.